CGGUGUCAAAGAAGUUGUGUGAGUGACAAGCGCUCGAAGCUCGGUGGAACCAGUUUGUUGUGCUGGCUGGAACCUUUCCCUCCCUUACUGCAGUGACUUGCUGUCGUUCCUCCUCUUAGGUGUUCCUUCAACUUCUGCGCCCGUCGCACUGCUUUACACGUGUUUUACAGAGAGUUGGCUUGAUCAUUCCCGGACAUUUUGGUUUUGGAGACCACCAACCCAAACGGAGGCGAGCGUUGGGAGCAUGGCCACCGACCAGGAGCCGUCAUUCACUGUCAAACUGGCCCAGUUGCUGCUCCUCUCCACCUACUGGGGAAUGCAGAUUUGGGUCACCUUCAUUUCAAGUUUCGUAAUGGACAACCAUCUGAACAGACACACUUACGGCUUCAUUCAAAGUCGCCUGGUCCCCUUCUACCUUCACCUGGGCUCGGCUUGCGCCUUCUUCAACCUCGCAAUCUUCACCGUAUACCAUCCCAGCGACCUGCUGGAUGAGCGAGAGGCCUUCCAAAUCUUCAUCUUCUUUGUGUCAGUGACUGUAGCAGCGGUCAACGCCCAGUGGUUCGGCCAGAUGACGUCGGAGAUCAUGGCCGACAUGCACCUGGUGGAGCAGGCUUGCGGCCUGGGUCAGGACAUCGGCCUGUCGUCCAACCGCGAGGCCUACGCCAAGCUUAGCCAAACGGACGCCAAGUACCGCCACCUGAGCGGGCGUCUGCAACUUUACCGGCUGCUGUCGUCGCUUUGCAAUUUGUGCUGCUUGGCUUGCAACUUCUGCAGCCUCAGCUACAUGGCCGGGAACCUUAGCACACUGUGAGGUAUUUUCUUUUAAACAUGCAAGCUUUAAGUUAACUAUUUAAUGUCCUUUUUUUCUGUCUUAUGUCUGAAUGUGUUUUAUAUACUGUUUUUUUUUGUUGCUGUAAGGUAUUGGUGCGUUUUAGUGGGAGUAAAAUUUUGUGGAUCUAAUCAGGUUUGGCCUGCAAUGCUCAGGGAAAGAUCAAGAAACUUGACGUCACUACUUAAAAGGUGGACUUUUUUGGAUGGACAGUAGUAGAGACGGAAAAUUAAAUCUUUACUUUGUCAUUUAUACUUGUAUGUUUUUUUUAUUUAAAAAUAAAUAAAUAAAGAAAAAAAUGUUCAACUUGUGAUUGUUUAAAAAAAGUUCUAACCUCAAGAUAAGUUGAUUAAGAUUCAAUAAAGCACAGCAAGCUGACAAAAAUUCCAAAUGGCUCAUCUUUUAAUUAGACAGGAACAAAUGUUGCAACAUCGGAAAGCGUUUUUGUAAAAAAAUACAGUAACAAAGCCAUACUUGAAUAAAAUUCUUACUUUUAAGCUAAAAUAAAAUUGAUAAAAACAAAACAUUUGUAUAAGACCUUUAAAAAAGUUACCUGCAAAAUACAACAAACAUUUUUUUUUCCAGCGGAGGGAUGUUCAGAUUAACGUGUAACAUAACAGCCCACCACAAACUCACUCAAAUUUUGUUGCACUAACUGACCAAGCUAAAAGUAAACUGCUCCUUUUGCACCCUCUCCCAAAGUUGUACCAGUGCAUGCGCAAAAAUGUGGUAACAGACUAAAAGAGUGCACAGAAAACACGACAUUGAAGGCAUCCAUGUUACAUUCCUUGUAAACAAAUCUGACGUAUGCGUCAGAAUCUAAAAAUGAAUUGAUCCGCAUUUUGAUCGACAACGACUUUGAUAACCGAUUAACCAUUUCGAGAUGUUUGACAAUCCAAAUCUUCAGAAUUUCAGCUGGCGGUUCAGGUAAACCAGUCAGAAAGUAACAGCUGGCUCUCAUGUGUGUCUUCAGUACAAUGUGUAUAAAAAUUUCAUAAAUAUUUUUCCCUUCAACACUUGGAAAUGCUA
Molecule: messenger RNA, 1858 nt
Organism: Syngnathus typhle (broad-nosed pipefish)
Lineage: Eukaryota; Metazoa; Chordata; Actinopteri; Syngnathiformes; Syngnathidae
Product: transmembrane protein 205
Exons: 4
Coding region: 245-811 (188 amino acids)
Source: RefSeq, a predicted model, not a curated record